Oryza brachyantha (malo sina) is the source of this 677-nucleotide messenger RNA. RefSeq lists its product as uncharacterized. The transcript has a single exon. The coding region runs from base 70 to 393 and encodes 107 amino acids. NCBI's taxonomy places the organism in Eukaryota, Viridiplantae, Streptophyta, Magnoliopsida, Poales, Poaceae. The record is from RefSeq and is a predicted model, not a curated record.
UACAGUCGUCGAUCAUCAAGGCACGAGCUCACGAUCAAGCUAGAGCAAAGCUUAGCAUCGAGAAAGUGGAUGGGAAACUGCGGGGCGUCGCAGCGUGCCGUGGAGUCGUGGGCCGACGGCGACGAGUGGGAGGAGGAGGCGGCGGCGUCGUCCUCGUCGGAGGACGACCACCGCGAGAGGAGGGAGCACGCGGCGGAGGUGACCAUCAGGAUCACCAAGAGGCAGCUGCACGAGCUGAUGGAGGGGAAGGCCGGCCACGGGAGGAGCCGGCGGUCGACGCAGCAGCUGCUGGCCGACAUCAUGAACUCCGGCGAGGUGCACCACCACGACCAGCACAGGGAGGCGCACUGGAAGCCCGCCCUGCAGAGCAUUCCGGAGGCCGUGGAGUCAUGAGUCCAUCCAUCUCGUCCCUGCUACUCCUUGGUGGUUAAGUUGCCGCUUGAUUAUUUGCGAAAAGAUGUCGCCACUUUCCUCCAUGUUAAUAAUUUCUUUUACAGGAUCACAUUUUCUUUAGUUUGCAUCACGUUUAGUUCGGUGCUUACUGAUGUGCAUAGGUAAAUAACAUUUGGAUAAAAGUUCGUUCAAUUCUUCAGAUAGAGCAUGUACAUAAUUGUAGGUGAAAUUGCUGUAAAAAUCGUUUACAAUUGUAUAAAGAUGCCAGAUUCGAUGAAUAUGUU